UCAUGGAAAGAGUUACUGCGUUUCUGCUCAAACUAAAGAAAUACUUUCUGAAAAACUCCGCUCGGGCCAUUUGAGUCUAAAGUCGAAGGAAACAGUGGGAACAAAGAGCGAUCUGAAAUGUAUCUGUGGAUUAUAAAGAUGCUUUAGAUGUAUUUUUUGCUCUUUUGUUGUUGACGGAACUCAGAGGAUGCGUGUAUUCCUCAUCCCAGUACGGGACAAAAUGUUGGGAUAAUGUUUUCAUCUGGAAUUUAGUUCAGCCGGACAUGCAAACCAGUUUGUGUUUGUUUUGAAAGAGUUUUACACCACGCAAGAUGCCUAAAAGUGUUAUAUAAGGAUUAUAAGUGAAUUGCAAGUGUUUACCGGUGUCGAGGUUCUGCUGGACGGAAUUUAUGGAUUUAUAGUUAUCUUUUUGCGGCUUAAUAUUGUGGUUUUGCGGAAUAAUGAAACGCCAUAAAUUUUGUGAAGUUGGAGAAUAACAAUACAACUAGGAUAUUUUGUAGACUUACUUUCUUUUAGAGUUACAAAUGUAGCAAAUACGAUUAUACACUCAUUGUUUCAUUUUCCCGGGAAAAUAAACCAUCCCUGAUUUCUUAUUUGUCGCCAGUAAGGCUUAAAUCCUUCAAUCAGAUUUUUUUUAUUUUAUUUAUUAUUUUAUUUUUAUUUUUAUAACUAAUAGCCUUAAAACAGUCUCCAUAGGCUAUGAGCACAUUAGCUUUAUCUACUGCUGUACUACAUAGCCAGAUAUAAGACUCUGGGUUAUACACCAAUGAGGCUGAAAAUAGACCUGUGUUUAUGUUAGAUUUGAUCAGUACAGUAUUCUGCACUGUGACAUGAAGAAAGGAAGCUGAUUUUGUGGCCAAUUUUUGUGUAUCUGCCUUGGUAUUGCAAAAAAACAAAACAAAAACACAACAAAAUGUCACUGAGAGCCAAAGCCCUCUACACAUUCCAAAGUGAAAACAAGGAAGAGAUAAGCAUCCAGGAGAAUGAAGAGCUCGUGAUUUUUGAUGAGAGCUCUGUGGACGGUUGGUUACAAGGCGAGAACAGCCGAGGAGAACGAGGACUUUUCCCUGCCUCCUAUGUGCACAUCAUCCGGUGCCGUUCUGGAUCCAACCUGACUGAUCAAUCCCUCAGCUCUUCUGGAAGCUCUCCUGGAAAAGAUAUAUCGUUACAUCACACCCCAACUACGACCCUACCGAGCGAUGAUGAUGACGAUUGGGACGACUGGGAUGACAGCUCAACAGUCGUUGAUGACGAAGAUCCACAGAGAGGCAUAGGUGCCAAUGGGCAUUCCCACCAGAGCGGGUUUUCCAACUCAAAUGUCCACUACCGGGCCAAGCCAUACAUGGAACGCCAAGACAGCAUAUCCAGCAACAGGAAGGGCAGCAUGGUGGGCAGGAACUUGAAUCGGUUCUCCAGUUUCGUGCGUUCAGGUGUGGAGGCCUUCAUACUUGGUGAUGUGCCCAUGAUGGCCAAAAUCGCUGAGUCUUAUUCAAUAGAAAUGGGCCCCCGGGGGCCCCAAUGGAAGGAGAGCCCUCAGCCAUUUUCCUGUUCCAUUGAAGACCCUACAAAACAGACCAAAUUCAAGGGCAUUAAAACUUAUAUCUCGUACCGAGUGACCCCCAGUCAUACUAGCAGGCCGGUGUACCGUCGCUACAAGCACUUUGAUUGGCUAUACAACAGACUACUGCACAAAUUCACUGUCAUAUCCGUGCCCCACCUUCCAGAAAAACAGGCCACAGGCCGUUUCGAGGAAGAUUUCAUUGAGAAGAGGAAGAGGAGGCUAAUAUUAUGGAUGGACCACAUGACCAGCCACCCUGUUCUAUCACAAUAUGAGGGUUUCGAACACUUCCUAAUGUGUGCAGAUGAUAAACAGUGGAAGCUCGGGAAGAGGAGGGCAGAGAAGGAUGAGAUGGUUGGUGCUCAUUUCAUGCUCACCUUCCAGAUACCCAAUGAGCACCAGGAUCUUCAGGACGUUGAGGAGCGCAUUGACUCCUUCAAGGUGUUUGCGAGAAAGAUGGAUGAUAGUGUGAUGCAGUUGACGCAUGUUGCUUCGGAAUUGGUUCGUAAACACCUUGGAGGCUUUAGGAAAGAGUUCCAAAGGCUUGGGAAUGGUUUCCAGUCCAUCAGUCAAUCGUUCUUGUUAGAUCCUCCAUACAGCUCGGAUGCCCUCAGCAAUGCCAUCUCGCAUACUGGGCGAACCUACGAGAAAAUUGGCGAGAUGUUUGCAGAGCAGCCCAAAUAUGACCUGUUUCACAUGCUGGAUAAACUGUCGCUGUACCAAGGCCUGCUAUCCAAUUUCCCAGACAUCAUCCACCUGCAAAAAGGUGCAUUUGCGAAGGUGAAGGAGUCUCAGCGAAUGAGCGACGAGGGCAGGAUGGACCAAGCAGAAGCAGACGGCAUUCGCAAGCGCUGCAGGACCGUGGGAUUCGCCCUGCAGGCUGAAAUGAAUCAUUUCCACCAGCGCAGGGAGGUGGAUUUUAAAGAAAUGAUGCAGGCGUAUCUACGGCAACAGAUUGCUUUCUACCAGCGUGUGGGUCAGCAGUUAGAGAGAACCCUACGCAUGUACGAUAACCUCUAGGGCCUGACCUUUGGACUGUAAUGGAGAUACGACACUCCUGGGGAUGGAUAUACAAGGAGUUUCGAAUUCCAGACUGGAUAUUUUGCAAGAGAAAGUAGAAAUUGCCGCUUCUGCACUUAAAAAUGUCACUUUUAACCGCAGAAACCAACAUUAUAGUUUACUUGUUUGAUAAAAUGUACAUGUAAAUUGUAUCUUCGGGUUCACUAUGAAAUUUAUUUAAAUGUCUGUUAGAUAAAUGCUACAGUGUUACACUUUCUUUUCAGAUUUUUUUUUUUUUUUUUUUUUUAGAGUCAAACGUGCGCGUUACAAGGUGCAGACGCUUAUCAGACUCUAAAGACCACCGUGUAUCACCUCACGUCUUAUUAUGUACAACGUAAACUAAUAGUAUGAAUCUUGUUGCAGAGAAGUGUAAAGGUAGUAAAUUUGGUGGUUUGCUAAUACAGACUAAGCAAGUUUGUUGUAAAACUAGCAUAUGACGAAGCUUGUUUACAUGAUCAUUUGCCAAACAAAUUGUCUUUUUUAAAAGAAAAUUGUGACAUGAAUAUGUCUACUGUAUCUAGUAUCUGUAUCUAGAUGCAACAAGUUUCUGCUUUAAACAGUGAAUCACAUGUUAGAGUCAUGUGAUACUCUUCAGAGAUUCAGUUGAAUUCUUGUCUGGAUGUCCAGAGUGCUCUCAGAUGCAGUAGAGAUUACUCUUUUUUCCAUGCUAAUGAAUGAGCUUAUGAGUUCAUGUUAGUUGGAAAGAGUAUUUUGCAAUUCCCUCUGGCACAAAUUUUUCUAGUUAUUGAUUGAGACAAAACAUGUUUUGUGAGUUAUUCAGAAAGUUUUUGCACACCGAGGGUCUGAAUUGCAGAUGUAAACACUUCAGUAUUAGCAUUAGCAUCUUUACCACAAAUGUUUGUUCGGUGUGUUUCUAAAGGUGAAAGGGAACUAACAUACUUCUCUUCUCAUUUUUGUGUUCUCUCAGGAAAAAAAAACGGAGAGGUCUUACACUUUGUGCUUGAUUUUAUGUUCAUGGUUUUUGUUUUUAUUUCCCUUUUAUAUUUAGUUCUUAGAUUUAAGAGGUACAGGGGUUUAUAUUAGCAAAUCUCAAGGUUGCAAUCUUACUUGACUCUGUGGUGUAGAGUUGCCAUUUUACAGUGCUUUUGGUUUAACUGUAAAACUUGUCUCUUUUCUCAAGUUUCAGAUUGUAAACUUGGAUGUUUACUGUUUGCACACUUGUUAACUGUUAAGGACCAAAAUGUCAAACUUUAGUUUUAUUGAAGUUUUACGAUAAACAUGUUAAAAAUCUCAGAGGUUUAUCUGAGCAGGUUUGGACUUGUAAUCUGGACCUGACACAAAUGUAAUGUAGAAACAUCUAUAGCAUUAAUGCAUUAAUAAAUCAAAAGUCAACAUGAAAUAAAAAUUGACCUUAAAUAUUAUAUUAAAAUUUCUUAAUAUACGUUCCUGGUAUUAUUAACAAUUUAUCAGUGCACGUUAUUCCAAAAAAAAAAAAAUGGUUAUCUUUGUAAUUGUUAAUGAAAAUAUUUAAACCCCGCCUCUUAAACCCCUUUCCUUUUUGGGUGAUGUCACCAAGUCCUAUUUUUUAGCCCCUCCCCCUCCAUCCACUAGUCAUGAAAAGACUACUUUUCACCAUCCAAUCAAUUCCUGAUGGAUAAAAUCCUGCCCUAAAUCCUGGCCUACAUAUUUUUCUGAGAAACCUAGAAUUCAUCCCAUUACGGAUGUAAAAUGAGUUGCAAACGGCAUUUCAUGUUGACUUGAAAAUAAACAUACUGAUGAAUAUUUUAAAAUGCCUAAUAACUGACCAGUCCUGUGGUUUGCAGAAAUUUUAUUUUGGAUUCCAGAUGUUUAUAUGCUCACAGAUCAAAUCAGUUAAAAAAAACACUGUACAAUCCCUCAGGGGAUUUCUUUUCUGGUAAAGAGGGGAAGUCCGCAUAAGCAAAACAAAAACACUCUGCUUUCAGUUCUCUGGAAAUCUUUGGACACAGACCCUGUGUCGUUGUUGUGUGUGCAUUUGGCCACUUCACCCACAUUCCGAGAUACAGCUGAGCUCAAAUGCACAGCAGAGUUCCUCAUACCAAAGUCAGAUACAGUUUUCCAUGACUAGACUAAUCCAAAUAUUCCAUUUUCAUAAUGGUCAUCUUGCUUUUUGUGCUAGAGAUGUUGGCAAAGUUUUAUCAGGACACUUUUGAAGAUGGAUUACUCACAUUCUGAGGAAGCCUAUUGUUUAAAUGAGCAAAAAUGGAACAACUACAGAGGAUGGACUCUCUUCUCAUUGGUCGAGAUGGGAAGCAGAAUAUGUUCUGUUACUUUAAAACUCAGUUCUGGAGGGUCAGCAGAACUCAUACAGAUAGUUUUGGACUCUUUUACAGUGUGAGAUCAUUACCGGCACAUUUCUCCAUGUGUACUUACUGUAAAGAAGACAGUAGAAUUUAUAUAAUGUGUAGAUUUUACACUCUUUCACAGAUCUGGUGUUAAACAGGGGAUCUUAAUAAAUAGAUCUCAAAAUGUU
This is a messenger RNA of Myxocyprinus asiaticus (Chinese sucker), 5090 nucleotides long. Its product is annotated as sorting nexin-33-like. Gene Ontology annotation, molecular function: protein binding; phosphatidylinositol binding. Gene Ontology annotation, cellular component: cytoplasmic vesicle; plasma membrane. Gene Ontology annotation, biological process: endosomal transport; endocytosis; protein transport. NCBI's taxonomy places the organism in Eukaryota, Metazoa, Chordata, Actinopteri, Cypriniformes, Catostomidae. The record is from RefSeq and is a predicted model, not a curated record.